AUGGAGACCUUGCUCCACGCAUAUCACCCAAAGCGUACUCUUCUCCUCCUUGAAUACAUCAACAGGUCCAACAAGGAGGAUCCUUCUGAGAAGCUGUCGUCUCCACCGAAUGUUCUUCUCUUUGUCGGCGGGCUCUACGACAACUUCCGAUGGCCGCGCUACCUCGAUGAUCUGGCAGCCUUGUUUCCGCGCGAUGUGCCAGAUCAGCAAUGGCGGGUGAUGCAAGUACAGCUAUCGAGCAAUGGACGGAGCUGGGGUCUGUUCGAUUUGGAUCGUGAUGUCGAAGAGAUCGCCACGGCGAUAUCCUACAUCCGUGACAAUAUCACUCAGUCUCCGGCUACACCAGUCAUCCUAAUGGGCCAUUCGACAGGCUGUCAAGAUUCCUUCCAUUACCUCGUCUCCCCCAUCUCCCCAUCAUCCCCGCGGCCAAACAUAUCCGGUGCCAUCCUACAGGCCCCUGUCUCUGACCGCGAAGCAAUCCUGCACGAGUUGGAGACCAAUUCUUCCGCCAAAGCCGCGUACGACGCCACUCUUGCCGUCAUUAGAUCCACACCCUUCGAGAAAUACAAGACGACAAUUCUCCCAUUCGACUUGAUGACCCCUCUUUUCGGUCCCUCUCCGGUAUCUAUCUCCCGUUUCCUGAGCCUUGUCUCCCCCGACUCCCCCACCCAGCCGAGCAUGGACGACUACUUCUCCAGCGAUCUGUCCGACGAGCGCUUGAAGGCGACAUUCGGUCAGAUCGGCCACGUCGCACAUCUUGUUCCCCCACCAGCACAGAAAUCCCAGCGCAGCAUCCUGGUGCUCCAAGGCGCAGACGACCAAAGUAUCCCUCCGCACGUGGACAAAGCUGCUUUACUCAGCCGGUGGAAAGCGGCGAUCGAAUCGUCUGGUUCUACCGCCCCGCUCUCGCGGCAUAGCGCAAUUAUUGAGCACGCCACACAUGAUAUUGCAGGGUCGUCUAUCCAAGCAAAGGAAGCAAGGUUAGUGAAAAUGCGGAGCGCAGUUCUGAGAUAUCUGGAGGACACUGUAGGCGGCGUGGGUGACGGUGCUGGACAGCCCGACCAUGAGUAUGCGCCUUGGAAAAUUUGGGAGAGGGAUAUGAAGGCUAUUCAGAAUGAGCGUGAAGCCAACAAAGCAAGAGAAAAGACCGUGGAAGAGUCGAAGCUAUGA
Molecule: messenger RNA, 1170 nt
Organism: Cladophialophora yegresii CBS 114405
Lineage: Eukaryota; Fungi; Ascomycota; Eurotiomycetes; Chaetothyriales; Herpotrichiellaceae
Exons: 2
Coding region: 1-1170 (389 amino acids)
Source: RefSeq, a predicted model, not a curated record